This is a messenger RNA of Nycticebus coucang (slow loris), 614 nucleotides long. RefSeq names its product small EDRK-rich factor 1A (gene SERF1A). NCBI's taxonomy places the organism in Eukaryota, Metazoa, Chordata, Mammalia, Primates, Lorisidae. The record is from RefSeq and is a predicted model, not a curated record. The transcript is spliced from 3 exons. The coding region runs from base 113 to 301 and encodes 62 amino acids.
AGCAGGGGCGCGCCAGGCUCUUCGCGAGCAAAGAGUGGCGACAGCCGUUGAGCGUGCGAGGGAACCGUUGGUUUUCCAGUUGCUGUCUUCCAGGAUCCGUGCGAUAGUUGGAAUGGCCCGUGGAAAUCAACGAGAACUUGCCCGCCAAAAAAACAUGAAGAAAACCCAGGAAAUUAGCAAGGGAAAAAGAAAAGAGGAUAGCUUGACUACCUCUCAGAGAAAGCAGAGGGAUUCUGAGAUCAUGCAACAAAAGCAGAAGACAGCUAAUGAGAAGAAGUCUUUGCAGACAAGAGAAAAAUGACUGGCUAUUUGGAAAAGCAGGUGCUACUGCCAACUGGGUGUAUCAUAAGUUCUAAGAUCAAGAUUUUAUAGAAUGAACAGUCACUACAUAUGUUAUAACUUAUCCUUAUAAACUGCCUAUUUUAAAUUUUGCCUUUCAGCUUGAUUUAGUGUGAUGUUUUAGAACCAUUCUUCAAAAAAUAAAACACUACCCAUACAUGUGGCAUAUUGGUGAACCUUAUUUUUUUUUAUCUUCAGUGAACAUUUAUGUAAUUUCUUAUAUAGGUAAUAUGAUCAGAAAAUAAUCUUUUAUAUAAAUAUACAAUUUUUCUCAU